Molecule: messenger RNA, 3686 nt
Organism: Pocillopora damicornis (cauliflower coral)
Lineage: Eukaryota; Metazoa; Cnidaria; Anthozoa; Scleractinia; Pocilloporidae
Source: RefSeq, a predicted model, not a curated record
GAUGUAACCAACCUUUGGGCAUGCAAAAUGGUCGCAUAAAAGCAGCACAAUUAUCCGCCUCCUCCAGUUGGGACGGAAAUCACGUGCCUAACAACGGCAGGCUUCAUCUCCGCCGCGUUGGCCAUCGAGUGGGGGCCUGGUGUGCUCGACAUAACACUCGGUACCAGUGGUUUCAGAUCGAUUUUUACCGCGCUGUAAGACUGGUAAAAAUCGCUACACAAGGAAGACAAGAUGCUGCUCAGUGGGUCACUCAGUAUUAUCUCAGCUACAGUCAAGAUGGCGCACACUUCGCGGAGUUUAAACAUAACAGCAACCGGAAAUACCUCACGGGUAAUAGAGACCAAAACAGCGUGGUACAGCAUCGUUUAUUCCCGCAAAUCAGAGCGCGUUUUCUCCGUGUCCAUCCUUGGGGCUGGUACCGACAUAUCUCUAUGAGAGUGGAGCUGUAUGGGUGUUCUACAGGACGUUGCUCUCUUCCUCUUGGUUUGGAAGACAAACGUAUCACUAAUGGCCUUUUAUCGGCGUCUACAUAUUACAAUCAUCAUCUGUCCCCUUGGCAUGGCCGGUUGAACCACCGCUGGUCAUGGAGCGCAAGGACCAACAACCAUAACCAGUGGUUCCAAGUGAGUUUCGUGGGUGUGGUCAGGGCGACAGGGAUUGGUACCCAGGGAAGACAGGAUGCUAAUCAAUGGGUGACAAAGUAUAUUGUGUCCUACAGUCCUGAUUCAACCCACUUCCGCUUUUACUCUGAAGGGAGGGGAACCAAGGUUUUCACCGGAAACAGCAACAGGCACCCGAUUGUGUACCAUGAUUUUGUUAAACAGUUCAAAGCCGUGUAUGUUCGUAUUUAUCCAAGAAGUUGGUACGGCUGGAUGUCUAUGAGGACCGAGAUAUACGGCUGUUAUGUAUUUUCAUGCAGCAGCCCACUGGUUAGAAAGCUACCGAAUUCCAAGAUCACCGCGUCUUCGGAAUACAACAAAUACCACGCGCCCCGGCUUGUUAGAUUGGGUCAAGUGCGGCAUAGAGGUUACGUGGGAGCCUGGAGCUCAAGACACAACAAUCACAACCAAUGGAUCAAGUUUGACUUCUCUCGACCAAUGAAAAUCACUAAAGUGGACACUCAAGGUCGACAGGACUCUAACCAGUGGGUAACGCGUUAUCUGCUUUCCUCCAGCUUGGAUGGAAUUCACUGGCAGAUUCAUAGGAUUAACAGUCAGGACAAGUACUUUCAAGGAAACCGCGAUCGUAACAGCGUAGUCACGCAAGCUAUAAAUCCACCUAUCUUGGCGCGUUACAUUCGUUUACACCCGAAGGGAUGGAGUGGCCACAUUUCUAUGAGAGUCGAGUUCUAUGGAUGUCGCGCAGAUCCGUGCGAUGUUCCGUUGGGAAUGGAAGACGGUCGAGUCACCAAGGGAAUGCUCACGGCAUCCUCCAUGUAUAACCAUUACUACGGUCCCUGGAGUGCCAGGCUUCAGGCUAGGAACUAUGGCUCACUCCGGGGAGGCUGGAUCGCAAAGUACCGCAACACUCAUCAGUGGCUGCAGAUUGACCUAGGAAUCUUAUCCAGAGUAAAGAGAAUCGCUACUCAGGGUCGGUACGACGCUAAUCAGUGGGUGAAGUCUUAUACAGUGUCUUACAGCAAUAACGGAGCGAGGUUUUAUCCUGUCAAACAGGGAAGGAAUGUCAAGGUAUUCCAAGGCAACAUCGAAAGAAAUCAUGUUGUCUUCCAUAAAUUCAGGCCUUCAUUGAAAACGCGUUACGUUCGCGUACAUCCCAAGUCAUGGUACAGCUACAUUUCUAUGAGAGUAGAGUUAUAUGGUUGUAGGCUCGGCCCACUAUGCAACCGACCAAUGGGAUUACAGUCUGGCCGCAUUAAAAAUCACAUGAUGUCAGCCUCAUCUUAUUGGGAUGUGAACCACGCUGCUCACUUUGGUCGGCUUCACCACCGCCGCCGCGGUCGUUUCAUCGGGGCUUGGUCCUCAAAAUACAACAAUCGGUACCAGUUCCUGCAGGUCGACUUUGGCGGAGCGUCUAAAAUAAUUCGAAUUGCGACCCAGGGACGACAUGACGCAAACCAGUGGGUGACGCAAUACUAUGUAUCACACAGUUUAACCCGAAUCCACUUCUCAGAGUAUAAAGAACGAAACUCCCGAAAGUAUUUCUCUGGUAAUCACGACCGGAACACAGUAAGGUUACACUCAUUUAUUCCUGCCAUUCGAGGACGGUACAUCCGGGUACAUCCUUGGGGAUGGCACGCUCAUGUCUCUAUGAGAUUAGAAUUCUACGGAUGUCGCAUUGAUCGUUUCACCAUGCCUCUUGGUAUGGAAGAUCGUCGUAUUCUGUCGGGUCAUCUUCGGGCCUCGUCGUCUUACAACUACAACCACGGACCUGACCGAUCGCGUCUAAACAUCGUCAACGGUCGUGGACGAACAGGAGCCUGGGUCGCCAGGCAUCGUAACUAUAAUCAGUGGCUACAGAUUGACCUCAGGGAAAUGACUUUUGUGAAAGGAAUCGCUACACAAGGAAGGAGAGAAGCUCAUCAAUGGGUGACAAAGUAUCAGAUAUCCUAUAGUCGAUUCGGAGCGCGAUUCAUCUCUUACGUAUCUUUCGGGCGCGUUAAGAUGUUCCGAGGUAACUACGACAUUUAUCACACAGUGGCCCAGAAGAUACUUCCCGCUAUCAAAGCACGCUACAUCAGGAUCCAUCCUAAGGGAUGGCGUUCAUACAUCGCCAUGAGGGUCGAACUUUAUGGAGGACGAUUAAGAGAAAACUUCUGCGAUGCGCCAGUAGGUCUUCAAUCCGGUCGUAUAAAAAACAGCCAAAUCACAGCUUCCUCUCAGUGGAAUAAGCAUCACGCGCCCUGGCUUGCUCGUCUGCACCGAGCCAAAAGGGGGCCUUACAUUGGAUCCUGGUCUUCCCGACAUAACAACCACAAUCAGUGGCUACAAAUCGACUUUAGAAGGGCAAUGAAGAUCACUGGUAUUGCCACUCAAGGUCGACAGGACGCUGUCCAAUGGGUGACCGCGUACUAUAUCUACUAUGGUUACGAUGGUGUGUACUUUUCUCAAGUGAAAUAUUGGUGGAGUUAUGCACCAAGGACUUUCCAAGGCAACCGAGAUCAGCUGUCUGUACAAACACACCCUAUAAACCCAGCUAUUUACGGCAGAUACGUGCGAAUCAUACCACGAGGCUGGAGAUCACAUAUUUCAAUGAGGCUAGAGCUUUAUGGAAGUCCUUGGAAUCGUUGUGAUAUGCCACUUGGUAUCGAAGAUAAGCGCGUCCACGACAAAAUGAUGCGCGCUUCUUCGCACGCCAGCUACUACUGUAGACCAGGAAGUGGACGGCUGAACGGCCGCCGAUAUGGUCGAUACGGAGGGGCCUGGUGCGCAAAGAGACGAGACAGGCGCCAGUGGCUUCAGGUGGAUUUUGGUGCAUAUACCAGAGUGUCUCGUAUUGCUACGCAAGGAAGACAGAACUCCGCUCAAUGGGUGAAAUCGUACUCUCUUUCAUACAGCAAGAAUGGAUACGCAUAUGUACCUUACAGAGUGGGAGGUCGAACAAAGGUUAGUGAAAGAAUAUUCAAAAGAAUAACAUCCACUACCCACUCAAGACUUAGGCUUCUAGCUCUUCUGUCUUAUGUGCCCACAGCUCUUGCCCAGGAGCCGGUUGUUCAAGGGUGGUGCUAG